Protobothrops mucrosquamatus (brown spotted pit viper) is the source of this 1005-nucleotide messenger RNA. RefSeq names its product aminoacyl tRNA synthetase complex interacting multifunctional protein 2 (gene AIMP2). The transcript is spliced from 4 exons. NCBI's taxonomy places the organism in Eukaryota, Metazoa, Chordata, Lepidosauria, Squamata, Viperidae. The coding region runs from base 31 to 870 and encodes 279 amino acids. Gene Ontology annotation, cellular component: aminoacyl-tRNA synthetase multienzyme complex. The record is from RefSeq and is a predicted model, not a curated record.
GGCGUGAGGAGAAGCGGCGGGUCGGCCGCGAUGCCGAUGUACAAGGAUGAAGUUGAUCCAACACUCCAGGCUCUUGAAUUCCGCCAGGAAGAGAUCUUGAAACGUUUGUAUGAAUUGAAAGCUGCUGUGGAUGGCCUCUCAAAAAUGAUCCAGACACCAGAUGCAGACUUCGAUGCCACUAACAUAAUUCAAACAGAUGACCAUGUUUCUCUAACUGUCAGCUCUGCAGAACUUGAUAGUCUGCUUGGGAAGGAUUACGGUGGCCUGAAGGAUAUUGUCAUCAAUGCGAGCCCCUCUUUCCCUCCACUGUCGUUGUUAAUUCUUCACAGUUUUCUGUGUGAGAAGUACAAGAUCCUUUCAACGGUUCACACACACUCAUCCGUGAAAAACGUGCCAGAAAAGCUCCUCAAAUGCUUUGGUGAGCAGGCAAAGAAACAAUCGCGCCACGAAUACCAGCUGGGCGUUACUUUAAUUUGGAAAGAUGUGCCAAAACCCCAGAUGAAGUUCAGCGUCCAAACCAUGUGCCCCAUUGAAGGCGAAGGGAGCAUUGCUAGGUUCUUAUUCUCCUUGCUCGGCGCAAAGCAUAACGCGGUCACAGCGACUCUGAUAGACAGCUGGGUCGACACCGCCCUCUUCCAACUCCAAGGGGGGAGCAAUAAGGAAAAAGCAGCCGUUCUGCGGGGCAUGAACGCAACCCUGGGCAAGACCUCCUGGCUGGUGGGCAACGAGUUGACGGUCGCAGAUGUGGUGGCCUGGUGUGCCCUUCAGCAGACGGGGGGCACCGAGGACGUCCCGGCCCAUGUGCAGAAAUGGCUGCGGUCUUGUGAGAAUCUGGCACCGUUUAACGCUGCUCUCAAGCUACUGAAGUGACUCUCUCUCCUGCGGGCAGGCAAGCACCUUCAACUCUUUCGACAUCUCUGGCAAUGAAUCUUGAGAGGAUGGUUGGAUAAAUCAGAUUUGAGAAAUAACCAAAGCUGUAAUGCCAAUAAAAGUUCAUCAGAGUUG